AGUCGGUUCGGGGUAGCAUCAAGCUAAGCCACAGUUGCUCUUACACUCAGACUGCGGGCGCAAAGAGCACUAGCCACAAUUACGAGAGGCCAUGACGUUGACGCCACAGUCCCAAGACAUCUGAUUUCUGGGCUGGCAGGCAACUCUGAGGCAGUCCAUUCCUCGCGCGGAUCACAGAAACAAUUGCGAUUUCACCACACAUUCCGAUACCCUUCCACCAAGCAAACACAGAUCAGACUCUCAGCGCAACUUGAACCACGUAUUCUCAUAACACUACUUGCGAAACCUCGAAACCUCGAACCCACGACGACCUCAAAAUGCCCGCCAUCCGCCCCGCCUCGAAGCGCAAGCCGCCCCCGGAAGGGUUCGCCGACAUCGAGGAGGACCUGCUCAUCUUCGCCAACAAGAUGAAGGACGCGCAGAACACGCCGACGGACAACAUCCCCAAGCACCAGGCCAAAUGGCCCAUCUUCCAGAUCUCGCACCAGCGGAGCCGGUACAUCUACGAGCUCUACUACGAAAAAGAAGCCAUCAGCAAGCAGCUGUACGAGUGGCUGCUCAAGAACGGGUACGCGGACGCGAUGCUGAUCGCCAAGUGGAAGAAGAACGGCUACGAGAAGCUUUGUUGUUUGCGCUGCAUCCAGACCAAGGAGACCAACUUCAACUCGACGUGCAUCUGCCGCGUGCCCAAGGCCGAGCUGAAGGAGGGCCAGGAUGUCCAGUGCGUGAGCUGUGGGUGCAGAGGAUGUGCUACUGGUGAUUAAAGAGGAGGAUGCGGAGGUUGACGUUAUUGUGAAAAGGAGGAGAGAAGGGAGGGACAAACAACUUUUUUCAAGGCCGAGAUGUGAUGGAGAAACGAUGGGAAGCGGGAGCCGGCGAGCGGCCGUUCGGCGCCGCUAUAAUGAUACCAACAAUAUCUCUUUUUUUGAGCACGCAUCGAGAAGUGGGAUGGAGGUGUUAACGGGGGAGAGGGUAAGAUAA
Messenger RNA from Neurospora tetraspora, 981 nucleotides. Its product is annotated as cell cycle control protein cwf14. The transcript has a single exon. Gene Ontology annotation, biological process: mRNA splicing, via spliceosome. Gene Ontology annotation, cellular component: nucleus; spliceosomal complex. The coding region runs from base 318 to 764 and encodes 148 amino acids. Lineage: Eukaryota; Fungi; Ascomycota; Sordariomycetes; Sordariales; Sordariaceae. The record is from RefSeq and is a predicted model, not a curated record.